This is a messenger RNA of Xylaria bambusicola, 1072 nucleotides long. RefSeq lists its product as uncharacterized. Lineage: Eukaryota; Fungi; Ascomycota; Sordariomycetes; Xylariales; Xylariaceae. The record is from RefSeq and is a predicted model, not a curated record. The coding region runs from base 109 to 507 and encodes 132 amino acids. The transcript has a single exon.
AGCCUUCACUGGUGUCUUUUCCUCGCCCUCGACAACAUCUUCACGAAAUCGCCGAUUCAUCCUUAUAAGCCAAAUCAGUUAAAGCUAGCAUCGAAAUUAUAGUGCACCAUGUUCGACAAUUUCUCAAUGCGUCAUGUUCCAGCCCUCUUGGCGGCCACGCCAAUGUUCCUCGGUGGGCUUUUCCACGGUCUUAUGAAGCCGAAAGAGGCUCUGCUCACCUACGGCAUGUCGGAGAGAACAGCCAACUCACGUGAAGGCCAGAUUGUCUAUUACGGUCACACAAUGAGGACAAGUACGCUAGGUCUCCUGGUCCUGGUCUUUUAUCUCCGGGGCGACCUUGCCGCAGUCGACACAACGAUGACCAUCAUGGGAUCGUACUGCGGUUUGGCCGAUGUGUUUCUCCUCUGGCGCUACGGAGACCGCAGCAAAGCUCCUGUACGGCUCCUGAACGUUUCGCUCAUCGCUGCUUGGGGCUUCGCUGGUAUGACGGCUAGCUCUGAGAAGUGAAGACAAUUUGUAUGUACACAACAACCAUACAACAAAUCUUAAAUGGUUUUUUAUAUGAGCUCAGUCUUCAUCCAGAAUAUGUACCUAGUGAACACAAGGUCAUAGUCGGCGAAUCGGUCUACACAACUCUUCAAGCCAUGCACAGAGAUCCAGUUUAUCACACUAAAGCCUAUGAGUUUCAUGGGUUCAAAUUUGUUAAGCCGACUCUUUAAGGAGCGACCCCAAAGUUGAAUCUGGAGAUGCCUGAGCUUGCAAAAUCGUUUGAAGCCUCCUCAUUCCUCGACUGACAGCUCCGAGGAACUGGAGCGUAAUGCCUGGUAAGUGAUCUCCUAGCCCCUUGUUCUCUGUUGGCGAAGAUAUCGAUCUAACUGGCUCACAAUGAUCCAGUCCGGACAGGUUCUAACUCACCAGGGCUGAUGAAGAGGGUUCUGAGCCUCUCCAUCCCACGAUAUAAUAUGCAACCUGAGGAUACGGAGCAAUCAAGAUAUUUAUUUUUUAAUUGCGCAUAUUCAUAUAUCCAUUUGAUUACAAUCCAAUUGUGCUAAGACCUUGCUCCGCUUCUAUU